Molecule: messenger RNA, 6762 nt
Organism: Ipomoea triloba (trilobed morning glory)
Lineage: Eukaryota; Viridiplantae; Streptophyta; Magnoliopsida; Solanales; Convolvulaceae
Product: phosphatidylinositol 4-kinase alpha 1-like
Exons: 24
Coding region: 369-6395 (2008 amino acids)
Biological process (GO): phosphatidylinositol phosphate biosynthetic process; phosphatidylinositol-mediated signaling
Cellular component (GO): cytoplasm; plasma membrane
Molecular function (GO): 1-phosphatidylinositol 4-kinase activity
Source: RefSeq, a predicted model, not a curated record
UGGAACCAAAAAGAAUUGAGAAAGGCGCGCGAGCGCGAUGUGCUAUCAGCCCGUAAACCGGCGAACAGCCACGAAGCAAUCAGCGAGAAUCGAACCUCACGGCCGUCCCACCACCAUCUUCAUUCUCCACCACCCACACUCUGACGCUAAUCUCACAAUCCUUUCAUUUUCCUCACACUCGCCAUUUUGUUUUUCGACUUGCUACUCUCCAAUUUCUCUGUAAAUUUUAUACAUACAGUUGAUCUGCAUUGAUGCAGACAAUACGGGAAAUGGCGUUGGAAGUGUUGAUCGUGUUGUGAAACUUGGAUGUAUAUAAUUUUUUGGUUGCUAGUUUUGUUGCUUUAAUUUGACGUGGAUUGUUGUUUGGAAUGGAGUCGUUGAUCGAGCUGUGUGAUUUGAUUGCUGACAACCCUGUUCAAUUCGAAAAGAAAUUAGUAUGGAUAUGUGGCCGGUGUCCAUCGGCCGAGGCACUCCUGGUGGGAUCCCCGAGCGUUUCAAGGUAUCAGCUGCACGCCGUUCUCGCUCUGACUCGAUUCCUCUCUAGGUGCUCCAAUUGCGAGGACGAAAGGCCGAAAUCGCUGGUCAUAGCCUUCUUUCGCUCCAUUCCUUCUUCUUUUAAUCUGUCUUUUUGGCCACCAUCGUUUCGAGCCGAAGCAAUCGCUUCCUUCUAUAAUGAUUUCUUGGGGUAUCUCUCCAAAGCGUCGGAUAUAUCUUUGGAUUUCUCGACAGAUGUUGCGGCAUACACAGGGGUGGUACUCACGUCUGCUUUAGCCCAUUUGAAAGGAGAUUUGAAGAUAUCCAAGGCUUUCAUGAAUGCCAUGGCUCGUAAUUUUCCUCCUAUACUCCCCUCUGAUGCAAAUAAGUUGAUUUCCACUCUGAUUGAGAAGUUUGACAUCCCUGUUCCAACCUCUCCAAGAGAUGCAGCUAGUAAUGGGAGCAGUGGUGUUUGGAAGAGCAAUAUGGAUUUACUGGCUGCAAAUAUGGGUUACAAUGACGAUGGAGCCGGAGCCGGAGCCCAUAGGCAAGCCAUUACCGCUUUUGAGGAGGAGGCUGUAGAGAGCCUUGAGAAGCGAGAAAUGGCUUUCAAAUUAAUAGGACACAUAAUGGAUAGAGUAACAAUUGACGCCGCACUUUUGGAACAAGUGAGAGGUAUUGCCAGGGAUCAACUUCAUUCAAUGGUGUCAUUUCUAAAGAUUCGGAAAAGUGACUGGUCAGAUCAAGGGCAAUAUCUGAAAGUUAGGAUCAAUACAAAGCUUUCAGUUUACCAAGCAGCUUCAUGGUUACAGAUUAAGACACUUUCAUAUCUUGAUUCUGAUGCAAAGUCAUCAAAGAGGUUGUUGCAUGGAGCACUUGCACUAUUGGUUGAGGCUGCUGAAGCUUGUUUGUUAUCAAUGUGGCGAAAGUUGAGAGCUUGUGAAGAGCUGUUCAGCACCUUGCUUUUCGGAAUCUCCCAAGCUGCUGCUGCUCGAAGUGGUCAGCUACUCCGUGUGUUGUUAAUUCGGUUUAAACCUCUUGUGCUUGCUACAUGUGCUCGGGGUGACACUUGGAGCAGUAGCCAGGGGGCCAUGUUUGAGAGUGUACUGAAGACAAGCUGUGAGAUAAUUGAACUUGGAUGGCAAAAGGAUCGGUCUCCUAUUGAAACUUUCAUAAUGGGUCUAGCUACGAGUAUACGGGAAAGGAACGAUUAUGGGGAAGAGCAAGAGAAGGAGAAGCAGGAAGCUCCUGCUGUUCAGCUCAAUGUUAUACAGUUGCUAGCUGAUCUGAAUGUCUCAGUUAACAAGCCUGAAGUGGUAGACAUGAUUUUGCCAAUGUUCGUUGAAAGUUUAGAGGAGGGCGACGCUUCAUUGCCAGGCUUACUAAGGCUCAGACUUCUUGAUGCUGUUUCUCGCAUGGCAAGUUUAGGUUUUGAAAAAUCCUACCGCGAAGCCAUUGUUUUAAUGACACGCAGCUAUAUGAGUAAACUUGCUUCUAUUGACUCUGCUGAAAGUAAAGACUUGCCUGAAGAAGCCACUACAGAGCGUGUUGAAACACUUCCUGCAGGAUUUCUUCAGAUUGCCAGUGGGCUCACCAACCCCAAAUUGCGCUUAGAUUAUCGUCACCGUUUGCUAUCAUUGUGCUCAGAUGUGGGCUUGGCUGCUGAGUCAAAAAGUGGAAGGAGUGGAGCAGGUUUGCUUGGGCCUUUACUUCCUGCUGUAGCUGAGAUAUGUUCUGACUUUGAUCCCACUUCAGAUAUUGAACCCUCAUUGCUGAAGUUGUUUAGAAACUUGUGGUUCUACAUUGCACUCUUUGGGUUAGCUCCUCCAGUAACAAAAUAUCAGGGUACAACAAAGUCUGCACCCACUGCUCAAAACAAUGUUGGCAAUACAGCAGCGACUGCACCUCAAGAAGUGGGCGGGACAAAUGCGAAUGCUCAGUGGUCUGCUGCUGUCAAGUGCAUUUCACACGGGACUCCCCCUCUUGUUGUGAGCUCCGUGAAAUGGCUUGAAGAUGAGUUGGAACUCAAUGCUCUUCAUAACCCAAGUAGCCGAAGAGGAAGUGGAAAUGAGAAAGCUGCUCUUAGUCAGCGGACUGCUCUUUCUGCCGCAUUAGGAGGACGUGUAGAUGUUUCAGCAAUGAGCACAAUUUCAGGUGUGAAGGCGACUUAUCUUCUUGCAGUAGCAUUCUUAGAGAUAAUAAGAUUUAUUAGCAAUGGUGGAAUCCUCAAUGUGCACCCUAGUUCAACUGCUUCUCGAAGUUCUUUCAGCUGUGUUUUUGAAUAUUUGAAAAGUCCUAAUCUUGUGCCAGCUGUUUCCCAGUGCUUGACAGCAAUUGUUCACAGAGCUUUUGAAACUGCAUUAAGCUGGCUGGAAGAUCAAACAUCUGACUCUGGGCGGGCUUCUGAAACUCGAGAAACUACUCUAUCUAUCCAUGCCUGCUUUCUCAUAAAAAACUUGACUCAGAGGGAUGAACAUGUACGAGAUAUCUCAGUUAAUUUGUUGAAUCAAUUUAGAGACCGGUUCCCUCAGGUUCAAUCCCAUCACUACCAUUUUAGGUUAUGUUUUGCACUUUGUAUUUCCUUCAGGUGCUCAGUAUUUCCCCACAAAUGUUUUAUAUUUGUGCAGAUUUUGUGGAACUCUUCUUGUCUGGAUUCACUGCUGCUCUCUGUUCAGAAUGAUCCUUCUUCAGCUCUUGUCAAUGAUCCUGCUUGGGUUGCAACUGUUCGUUCUUUGUGCCAAAAGACUGUUCGUGAAUGGAUAAUUGUUUCUCUAUCCUAUGCUCCAUGCACUAGUCAGGGCCUUCUUCAGGAGAGGCUCUGCAUAGCAAACACCUUGCAAAAAGCACAACCUACUACAGAUGUUGUUUCUCUUUUAUCUGAGAUCAAGAUUGGUACAGGUAAAAAUGAUAAUUGGUCUGGCACAAAAACUGCAAAUAUUCCUGCUGUGAUAGCUGCAGCAGCUGCAGCAUCUGGAGCCAAUUUAAAAUUGACUGAGGCAUUCAAUUUGGAGGUACUAAGUACUGGUAUUGUUAGUGCAAAUGUGAAGUGUAACCAUGCUGGAGAAAUUGCAGGCAUGAGACGUUUAUAUGAAACAAUUGGUGGGGUUGAUCCUAUGUCCGCUUUUGGAAAUGGACAGAGUCUUGAUCUACCAGGCUAUGGACCUGGAGCUCUCACUCAGAAUCCACAGUCCAAAAAUGGUUCUUUUUGUGAAGUACUGCUUACAAGAUUUGUGCGUUUACUCCAGAAAUUUGUUAACACAGCAGAGAAAGGUGAUGAGGUAGAUAAAUCAUCAUUUCGAGAAACAUGUUCUCAAGCUACCGCUUUGCUUCUUUCAUAUCUGGGAUCAGAUGCAAAAUCAAAUAUUGAGAGCUUUUCACAGCUUUUACGUCUUCUUUGCUGGUGCCCAGCUUAUAUCUUAACACCUGAUGCCAUGGAAACUGGUAUAUUUAUUUGGACAUGGUUGGUUUCAGCAGCUCCUCAGUUUGGUCCUAUUAUCCUUGCUGAAUUGGUUGAUGCAUGGUUGUGGACGGUUGACACUAGACGAGGUCUUUUUGCAUCUGAAGCACGGUAUUCUGGUCCUGCUGCUAAAUUAAGGCCUCAUUUGCAACCUGGGGAGCCAGAAUUACUGCCUGGAAAUGGCCAUGUUGAUCAAAUAAUGGCCCACAGACUAUGGAUUGGAUUUUUUAUUGACCGCUUUGAGGUGGUUCGCCAAGAUAGUGUUGAGCAGCUUUUACUACUAGGUCGAUUGUUACAAGGAUCCACGAAGCUCCCCUGGAACUUUACUCAUCAUCCAUGUGCAACCGGGACGUUUUUCACUCUCAUGCUUUUAGGGCUAAAGUUUUGCUCUUGUAAAUCCCAGGGUAGUUCACAGAACUUCAGGACUGGGCUUCAGCUACUGGAAGACAGGAUUUACAGGUCCGCAUUGGGCUGGUUUUCUCAUAAACCUGAUUGGUUUGACAUGAGUAAUAACAAUUUUGCAUUGAGUGAGGCUCAAUCUGUUUCUGUGUUCGUCCAUCAUCUUUUAAAUGAGCCAUUGGAUACUCAGCUUGAUACAAAGGGACAGGUUCCUGAAAAUGGAAGCUCUAAUGAUGCGAAAGAUCAGUAUCACCCAGUUUGGGGUAAGAUUGAGAAUUAUGCGGCUGGAAAAGAAAAGCGGAAGCAGUUGCUUUUGAUGCUAUCCCAGCAUGAAGCUGAUAGGCUUGAAGUUUGGGCACAUCCUGUUGCCAAGGAAAGUGCUUUGCGGCCUAAAAUUAGCUCAGAGAAAAUGGUUGACUAUGCUAAGACUGCUUUCGCUGUUGAUCCUCGGAUAGCUUUAGCACUUGCUUCAAGGUUUCCCACAAAUAAUGCUCUGAAAGGGGAAGUGACCCAGUUGGUUCAGUCACACAUAUUGGAGAUUCGUAACAUACCUGAAGCUUUGCCAUACUUUGUCACCCCUAAAGCCAUUGAUGAAAAUUCUUCACUUUUGCAACAAUUGCCACACUGGGCUGCUGCUUCAAUCACAAUGGUUUUGGAUUUCCUUACACCCCCAUAUAAGGGUCAUCCUCGUGUGAUGGCUUACGUUCUAAGGGUGCUGGAAUCGUAUCCUCCUGAUUCGGUGACCUUCUUCAUGCCUCAACUGGUGCAGGCUUUAAGAUAUGAUGAUGAGAAGUUAGUGCAAGGAUACCUACUCAGAGCCACCACACGGAGUGAUGUAUUUGCUCAUAUUCUGAUAUGGAUGUUACAGGGAGAGACCUGUGAACCAGAGGCCGGAGUCGAAUUAAGCCCAGAGGCUGCUGCAAAGAAUGCUGCAUUUCUGGAACUGUUGCCUGAGGUUAGGCAGCAAAUAAUUGAUGGUUUCAAUGACAGCGCUCGAGAGGUGUUUACAAGAGAAUUUAAUUUCUUUGACAAGGUCACAUCUAUAUCUGGUGUUCUCUUUCCAAUUCCAAAGGAGGAGCGACGAGCUGGAAUUCGUAGGGAGUUGGAGAAAAUUGAGAUGGACGGAGAUGACCUUUAUCUACCUACUGAUCCCCUUAAACUUGUCCGGGGUAUUCAAGUUGAUAGUGGAAUUCCCUUACAAUCAGCAGCAAAGGUUCCUAUCAUGAUAACAUUUAAUGUUGUGGAUAAAGACGGGGAUCAUAAUGAUAUAAAGCCACAGGCAUGCAUAUUCAAGGUUGGAGAUGACUGUCGGCAAGAUGUUCUUGCUUUACAAGUCAUUUCACUUCUCAAGGAUAUCUUUGCUGCUGUUGGGCUAAAACUUUAUUUGUAUCCAUACGGAGUUCUCCCAACUGGUCCAGAAAGAGGAAUAAUUGAGGUUGUGCCCAACUCGAGGAGCAGAAGUCAAAUGGGUGAGACAAAUGAUGGCGGUUUAUAUGAAAUUUUCCAACAGGACUUUGGGCCUGUUGGGUCUCCCGGCUUUGAAACUGCUCGUAUGAACUUCAUCAUUAGUAGUGCUGGAUAUGCAGUUGCUAGCCUGUUGCUUCAACCAAAGGAUAGACAUAACGGGAACCUUCUAUUUGACAGUGUUGGUAGGCUUGUUCACAUUGAUUUUGGUUUUAUUCUGGAGACUUCUCCGGGCAAUAAUAUGCGAUUUGAAAGUGCUCACUUCAAGCUAAGUCAUGAAAUGACUCAACUAGUCGACCCAUCUGGAGUGAUGAAAAGUGAGACCUGGUACCAAUUUGUGAGCUUGUGUGUGAAAGGCUACCUGGCUGCUCGUUCUUACACGGAUGGAAUUACUAACACGGUAUUGAUGAUGUUGGAUAGUGGGUUGCCUUGUUUUAGCAGGGGUGACCCCAUUGGUAACCUCCGCAAGAGAUUUCACCCAGAAAUGAGUGAACGAGAGGCAGCCAACUUCAUGAUCCGUACAUGCCAAGAUGCCUACAACAAGUGGACCACUGCUGGAUAUGAUUUGAUUCAGUAUUUGCAGCAGGGUGUAGAAAAAUGAGCUCACCUGCUUCAGGAACCCACCCUCACUUCAUCCUAUCAUUUUCCUAUAUAUAUGUUUUUGCAGUUUGGUGAUAAUUAGAGUUUAGCAUUAUUCAAUUUAGCACAGAAUGAAUGAAGAAUUGUUCAAUCAGUUGGUGAAGUGCAGAAACAAGCUAAGGUGGUUGGCGUUGGGUAUAUAUGGAGAAGUGUCUAUAGAACAGUAGUAAUGAAGUUAAGUUGUAUAUGGUGAAUCACGACGACAGCUCCCGCGUCAUGCUGAGGAGGAUGGAGUACGCUAUCUCUAUUAUAUUUUCACACAAAUUGUUUCCAAGCUUUAUAAGAUUGUCAUCAUCAAUGAAAAAUAAAAGCUAAAAUGAUGAUUUUAG